This is a messenger RNA of Dama dama (fallow deer), 3233 nucleotides long. It is a transcript of the gene TAF5, whose product is annotated as TATA-box binding protein associated factor 5. The transcript is spliced from 11 exons. NCBI's taxonomy places the organism in Eukaryota, Metazoa, Chordata, Mammalia, Artiodactyla, Cervidae. The record is from RefSeq and is a predicted model, not a curated record. Gene Ontology annotation, cellular component: transcription factor TFIID complex. Gene Ontology annotation, biological process: transcription initiation at RNA polymerase II promoter. Gene Ontology annotation, molecular function: protein binding; RNA polymerase II general transcription initiation factor activity. The coding region runs from base 6 to 2408 and encodes 800 amino acids.
GCAAGAUGGCGGCGCUGGCAGAGGAGCAGACGGAGGUGGCGGUCAAGUUAGAGCCUGAGGGACCGCCGACGCUGCUACCUCCGCAGGCGGGGGACGGCGCUGGCGAGGGUGGCGGCGGCACAACCAACAGCGGCCCCAACGGCGGCGGCGGGAACGUUGCGGCGGCGUCGUCGGCCGGCGGGGAUGGUGGGACCCCCAAACCCUCGGUGGCUGUCUCCGCCGUUGCACCGGCGGGGGCGGCCCUGGUGCCCGCCGCUGCUCCGGAGGCCAGCGCUCCUCACGACCGACAGACUCUGCUCGCCGUGCUGCAGUUUCUGCGGCAGAGCAACCUCCGCGAGGCCGAAGAAGCGCUGCGCCGUGAGGCCCGGCUGCUGGAGGAGGCAGUGGCGGGCUCCGGAGCCCCGGGAGAGGCGGACAGCGCCGGCGCUGAGACGGCUAGCGCGAUUCUUAGCCGGGUCACUGCCUCGGCGCCCGGCCCUUCGGCCCCGGAUCCUCCGGUCAGCUGCGCUUCGGGGUCCGCCGCCGUCUCGGGCUUAGCGACAGGUUCUGUGGCUCCGGGUAAAGUUGGAAGUGUAGCUGUGGAAGACCAGCCGGAUGUCAGUGCUGUGCUGUCAGCCUACAGCCAACAGGGAGACCCCACGAUGUAUGAAGAAUACUAUAGCGGACUGAAACACUUCAUUGAAUGUUCCUUGGACUGCCAUCGGGCAGAACUGUCCCAACUCUUUUACCCCCUAUUUGUACACAUGUAUUUGGAACUAGUCUACAAUCAACAUGAGAAUGAAGCAAAAUCAUUCUUUGAGAAGUUCCAUGGAGAUCAGGAAUGUUAUUACCAGGAUGACCUACGAGUAUUAUCUAGUCUUACCAAAAAGGAACACAUGAAAGGGAAUGAGACCAUGUUGGAUUUUCGAACAAGUAAAUUUGUUCUGCGUAUUUCCCGAGACUCGUACCAACUCUUGAAGAGGCAUCUUCAGGAGAAACAGAACAAUCAGAUAUGGAACAUAGUUCAGGAGCACCUCUACAUUGACAUCUUUGAUGGGAUGCCGCGUAGUAAGCAACAGAUAGAUGCGAUGGUGGGAAGUUUGGCAGGAGAGGCUAAACGAGAGGCAAACAAAUCAAAGGUAUUUUUUGGCUUAUUAAAAGAGCCAGAAAUUGAGGUGCCUUUGGAUGAUGAGGAUGAAGAAGGAGAAAAUGAAGAAGGAAAACCUAAAAAAAAGAAGCCUAAAAAAGAUAGUAUUGGAUCCAAAAGUAAAAAACAAGAUCCCAAUGCUCCACCUCAAAACAGAAUCCCUCUUCCUGAGUUGAAAGAUUCAGAUAAAUUGGAUAAGAUAAUGAAUAUGAAAGAAACCACAAAACGAGUACGCCUGGGGCCAGAUUGUUUACCUUCCAUUUGUUUCUAUACAUUCCUCAAUGCUUACCAGGGCCUCACUGCAGUGGAUGUCACUGAUGAUUCUAGUUUGAUUGCUGGAGGUUUUGCAGAUUCAACUGUCAGAGUGUGGUCUGUGACACCUAAAAAGCUUCGUAGUGUCAAACAAGCCGCAGAUCUUAGCCUCAUAGAUAAAGAAUCUGAUGAUGUCUUAGAAAGAAUCAUGGAUGAGAAAACAGCAAGUGAGUUGAAGAUCUUGUAUGGUCACAGUGGUCCUGUGUAUGGAGCCAGCUUCAGUCCAGAUAGGAACUACCUGCUUUCCUCUUCAGAGGAUGGAACUGUUAGAUUGUGGAGUCUUCAAACAUUUACUUGCUUGGUGGGAUAUAAAGGACACAACUAUCCAGUGUGGGACACACAGUUUUCUCCAUAUGGAUAUUAUUUUGUAUCAGGGGGCCAUGACAGAGUAGCUCGGCUCUGGGCUACAGAUCACUAUCAGCCUUUACGGAUAUUUGCUGGCCAUCUUGCUGAUGUGAAUUGUACCAGAUUCCAUCCAAAUUCUAAUUAUGUUGCUACGGGCUCUGCAGACAGAACUGUGCGGCUCUGGGAUGUCCUGAAUGGGAACUGUGUAAGGAUCUUCACUGGACACAAGGGACCAAUUCAUUCCUUGACAUUUUCUCCCAAUGGGAGAUUCCUGGCUACAGGAGCAACAGAUGGCAGAGUACUCCUUUGGGAUAUUGGACAUGGCUUGAUGGUUGGAGAAUUAAAAGGACACACUGAUACAGUCUGUUCACUUAGAUUUAGUAGAGAUGGUGAAAUUUUGGCAUCAGGUUCAAUGGAUAAUACAGUACGGUUAUGGGAUGCUGUCAAAGCAUUUGAAGAUGUAGAGACUGAUGACUUUACUACAGCCACAGGGCAUAUAAAUUUACCCGAGAAUUCACAGGAGUUAUUGUUGGGAACAUAUAUGACCAAAUCAACACCAGUUGUACACCUCCAUUUUACUCGAAGAAACUUGGUUCUAGCUGCAGGAGCUUACAGUCCUCAAUAAACCAUCGGUAUUAAAAGACCUUUGGAAACUACUGUUUGAAAAAGGGAGACUAAAAGCAAAUACCUCAGUGAUUAAUAUUUAAGCUACAAAGAAUGUUUUGUCUAUAUGGAUCUGGAAGUAUGCUGCUUAGAAAAUCUGUACAGGACAGUUCCACGUUUCUAUAGCAACCACAUUUAACUAAUUUCCGUUAGUUGAAUAAGCGGUAUUAUGUUUGUGGAGGGGACAUUCAUGGUGCUUUGGAUUGUGUGGAAACUAUGCAUUUUCUGUUCAAAUGCUAUUUUAAUUUAUUAUGUUUAAAAAAUCAAUUGAUUUCAAUAAUUCAUCCUGCUUCAAGAUUCAAAUUGAGUAAUAUAAUACCAUAUUGAAUUUUAGCUGAAGAAUUCCAUGAGCAUGUAUGUUUCUGCUGUAAAAAUGUAGUUACUGUAUGGCACUCAAGUACUAUGUUAUAUGAUCCACUAACAUUUUUGCUUGGCUCAUGAUUAGUGGAAUGUAUGUUAACUGGCUAAGAUGAACUACAAUUCCUUUCUGAGAAAUAGAUGAAGUACAACCAUCCACUGACAUCUGAAUCUAUACCUGUUGGAUUGAGUGCACCGAAACACUCUAUAAACCAGGUGAAAUUAACUUCCAUGUUCUACUUCAGCUAAAAUGGCUACAUACAACCUAGUACACUUGAAGUCAGACAUUUCAGUUGCUUACCUCCAGUACUGAGCCUUGCUUUGGAAAACUAAAAGAUUUAGACCAAGUUACUGCCAGUUUUUUGCCUUUGUUGCAUUUUGUACAGUUUUUAUAUUUUUGAUAUCUUGUAAAUAAAGACAACCAGCUUUU